This is a messenger RNA of Asterias rubens (European starfish), 1232 nucleotides long. RefSeq names its product TLC domain-containing protein 3A-like. The transcript has 5 exons. Lineage: Eukaryota; Metazoa; Echinodermata; Asteroidea; Forcipulatida; Asteriidae. Gene Ontology annotation, biological process: lipid homeostasis. The record is from RefSeq and is a predicted model, not a curated record. Gene Ontology annotation, cellular component: membrane; endoplasmic reticulum. Bases 126 to 986 code for a protein of 286 amino acids.
CUGACACAAAUAAUAUUGUUUUUGUUGCACAGUUUUAUUGGCCGCGAUAUCUCGACUUUAAUCUAUAACGUUCAACCCACAGCUGCUGCCGCGGUCGGCCCAGCCGGUGUAAAAAGACUCCCUCAAUGUACAACGACAUCUCAGUCAAAAUGGGAAUGCUACUUGCGUGUGUGGGCUCUGCCUUUUUCCCGAUAGUUUACUUCAGUUUCCGGCAACUUUUGCAGAAACCGACUGCUAACUUCACGGACUCGAAGGCAGUUGUGUCUGUCGUUGCAAUGAGACUGACGUCAAUCCUGCAAGCAUUGAUGUCCUCGUGUGCAGGUUUUAUUGCUAUUUACUACUGCCGGAAGGAUCUGGUGAAUGACAGACAUUGGAUAAUCGAUGCUUACACCCAUUUUGGUCUGCCAUACAUGCUGUACGACAUCAUUGCGAUGUGUGAAGCAUUCAGACAAGAGGAUCAGAAGCUAUUAACGUCUCCUUACAGUAAAGUCGCUCUGGAGUUUCUCAAGGCGAACUGGCUCAUGGUUCUCCAUCAUCUAGGGCUGGCUUUUAUAUGCUUGCCCAUUCUGCUGUUUUUCCGUAAUGAUAAAGGCGCCUUCUUCAUUGGUUGUAUGUUUGCAACUGAACUCAGCACUCCUUUUGUUAGCUUCCGGGCAGUGAUGAGAAAGAUCAAGUGGGACAAGAAGCACCCAAGUCUAUACCUCUUUGUCAGCUUCAUGCUCUUAUUCACUUUCUUUGUGUUCCGCAUCCUGAAUUUCCCCUUUAUGUAUUGGAUCUACGGCCGAAGCGUGGGCCUCUCUGUGUGGCAGGUUCCCCCGACCUUAGCGCCAAAAUGUAACAUCAUAUCGGGACUCAUAUUCCUCUUCCAGUGUUGGUGGUUUUAUUUGAUUCUUCAGGCUGGAAGCAGAAUGCUCACAAAGAGGGCCGCCGGUAAAUCGCCGUCAGUCGACUCGAUGAACAAUGGAAGCAGCCAUAAAUCGAAUUGAUAGUUGAAGCGGUUGUGUCUCUGAUGAAGAGACUUUGGAGUGGGAAGAUGUUGAAAUAUUCAAGUAACGCAAAGAACGCCUGCAGAACACUUUUUUUGGUUGUUGCAGAGGACUGCUUUAAGAAUAAUUGUAACUGUGUUUUUGUGUGUUGAGCGUGUCUGCUUGUUAACACUGUCAUGAAAAUACGUUUUACAUGCUAAAAUAACUUUCAUGACUUGUUUUACUAAUUUCUCAAAAACUACAGCA